AUCUCAGGUUCUUUUCUCGCCCCACGGCUAUAUCGCACCCACAGUCAUUCCCGCCAGGAUUAUUGGGGAAAUAUAGCAACAUGGUUAAGCCGGAGAAGGAAACUAUAGCCAAGUUCAACGAGCAAGUCAACAUGUCACUCGACGAGCUCGAACCUUGGCUCGAGUCGGAUCAAAGCCAUCAGGCUGGCACCGGCGUGGGCCUUGAGAGCGGCCAUAAAAUAGUAGAGAUCCUGAAAAAGAACCCAGAUAAGGAUCCAGACGAGUACGAGGAGAAAGACUUGGACCACAUGCGCAAGGUGGUGGGGUACAACAGCCGUCAUUUGGCGCAAGAGGACCACCUAAAGGAGACCAAAACGAAGGAGGAGCUGGAGAAGACGAAGAGCACCAUCAGUCUUAGGAACUGGGGUCAUGAUCCAAUCAAGAGUUUGGAAAAAGACGAAAAGGCACAAACUGGCGCCCAAGACACGGCUGACAGGUCGAAGGGUACAGAAGACAAACGUGGCAACGCUGAUGACGAUAAGCACGAUAAUGAGAUACCCACUGCCGCCUGCAAGAAUGUCAAGCGCAAGCGCGAAGAGUCUGCGGAGCCUAGGAUCAGUCGCAGAAAGGUGGACAGCGGCGAUCUGGAGGUCAGCAACAUGGGCGAGAACCAGGCAAAGCAGACCGCGGCCACCAAUACUCGCACAAAAUCACCAUAUUCCAAAGACAGUGUUGAAGGCGAUAGGCAUACUUCUAAGCCCACCUCCAGUCGCACUCCCACCAGAAAGUCCACUAGGAAAACCAGGGUCACUAGGAAAUAGAUAUAGAUUUGUACUAUAAAUUAGCCCGCAGUGGCCUUGAAGAAAGUCGAAUACCCCGUUCUCGUUAAAUGGAAAGUACAAAUUGACUCUGUUACAUGGCGACAAUGACAAUAUUAAUGGUGGUAGUUGG
Serpula lacrymans var. lacrymans S7.9 is the source of this 930-nucleotide messenger RNA. RefSeq lists its product as uncharacterized. The record is from RefSeq and is a predicted model, not a curated record. Bases 81 to 800 code for a protein of 239 amino acids. Lineage: Eukaryota; Fungi; Basidiomycota; Agaricomycetes; Boletales; Serpulaceae. The transcript is spliced from 5 exons.